Molecule: messenger RNA, 6642 nt
Organism: Salarias fasciatus (jewelled blenny)
Lineage: Eukaryota; Metazoa; Chordata; Actinopteri; Blenniiformes; Blenniidae
Product: collagen alpha-1(XVIII) chain-like
Exons: 39
Coding region: 117-4715 (1532 amino acids)
Cellular component (GO): extracellular matrix
Source: RefSeq, a predicted model, not a curated record
GACCCUCUGACCGUGUGGACCGCACCACUGCCGACCGGCCUCUUGGACGGAGACCUUUCAGAGGUGAAGAGCGCUGCGGGAGCCCGGUGGAAGUCUGGUGGGCGUCUGGACACAGCAUGGCCAGGACGAUCCCUUCGUGCCUGCUCCUGCUGGUCCUCUGUGCCGGACCCGCACAGGCCUGGUUCUGGAAGCAAAGUCGAGCUCCUGUAUCGGAAUCUCCAACUACGGUGACGGGAACGACAGAUGGUCCAACCUCCACUGGGGACACGCUGACAGGAAGCACCUUCACAGGUGCAACCUUCUCAAAAUCCACCUCCACAGGAAGUUCAUCAACUGGUCCCACCUCGACUGGGUCCACCUCCACAGGAAGUUCAUCGAGUUCCAUCUCGACUGGGUCCACCUCCACAGGAAGUUCAUCGAGUUCCAUCUCGACUGGGUCCACCUCCACAGGAAGUUCAUCGAGUUCCACCUCGACUGGGUCCACCUCCACAGGAAGUUCGUCAGCUGGUUCCACCUCGACUGGGGCCACCUCAUUGGGAACCUCCUCAACAGAAAGUUUGUCAACUCACGCAACUUUGUCCAAAACCACCUGGUCAGGUGUGACCUUGUCGACUAGCGGAGCAAAGCAGGAAGAAGCGAAGCGGGACGACGCCUUCAGAGAUGGGGAAGAGACCCUGCACAUGUCGCCUGGGAUCCAGGAGAGCGGCGUGUCGCUGCAGCAGCUGUUGGGAGACCCUCCUCCUAAGUGGAUCUCCAGGGUCUUGGGACCGCGGGGAGAAGAGGCUUACUCCUUCGGCUCCUCGGCGGCGGCGGGCCAGCCGGCUCUGGCUCACGUCCCCAAUCCUUUCUUCCGCCAUUUCUCGCUGCUCUUCCACGUGUCGCCGUCCACACCGGGCGCGUCCGUCCUCUUCUCCAUCACGGACGGCCCUCAGAAGCUCAUGUACGUCGGCGUUAAGCUGAGCUCCGUGAGCGGCAACCGCCAGCGGGUGCGUUUCUUCUACACCGAGCCGGACUCCGAGGCUUCGUACGAGGCCGCCAGUUUCGAGGUGCCCAGCAUGGUGGACAAGUGGAGCCGCUUCUCGCUGGCCGUCUUCGAGGACCAGGUCACCUUCUACCACGGCUGCGACUCGGAGCCGCAGGUGAUGAAGAUCGAGCGGUCGCCGGACCCCAUGGAGCUGGACGCUGCUGCCGGGAUCUUCGUGGGCCAGGCGGGCGGAGCCGACCCGGACAAGUUCCAGAUAGCAGAGUUGCGAGUGGUGGGAAACCCCCGGGCCGCGGAGCGUCUCUGUGACGACGAGGACGACUCGGAUGCGGCCUCAGGGGACUUUGGCAGCGGCGAUGGCGAGCGGACGUCGACCAGAAACCGGGUCAAGCCCACCCCUUCUCCUUUACGCCCGGUGCCUGAACCCCCGCUGACCUCCUCACAGGGGAGCAGUGUGAAACAAACAGGUGUGGCCGGUGCUAAAGGAGAGAAGGGGGACCGGGGGCAGAAAGGUUCUCAGGGGGAUCGGGGUCCUGCAGGCCCCAAGGGAGACUCUGGCUCUGGAUCCAGCUCCAGCUCUGGGUCUGCAGGGGGUCGAGGACAGAAGGGAGAAAAAGGCGUGAAGGGAAGCUCCGGCUUCGGCUACCCCGGUACCAAAGGAGAACGUGGAGCCCAGGGGCCUCCGGGGCCCCCCGGUCCUCAGGGGCCUGCUGCUGAGGUGGUGCGACUCGGCGACGGUUCGGUGGUGCAGCAGGUGGCCGGACCAGUCGGACCUCCAGGCCCUCCAGGUUCUGACGGACUUGCAGGGCCUCCAGGAACUGAUGGGGAGCCAGGCGAUCCGGGAGAGGACGGAAAAGCUGGUCCUGCUGGACCUCCAGGUUUCCCUGGAACUCCAGGAAAUCCUGGCACCAGAGGCCAAAAGGGAGAACGUGGAGAAGGUGCACCUGGACCCAGAGGGCCUCCCGGCCCCCCUGGACCUCCUGGACCGGGCACUGGGGAUCGCCCUACCUUCGUGGACAUGGAGGGUUCGGGGUUCCCAGAUCUGGACAGAUUCAAGGGUUUUCGUGGUCUUCCGGGCCCUCCGGGACCUCCUGGACCACCCGGACUUCCUGGAACGUCAGUGGCACUUGGACCCGGUGGUCCGAUAGCCAUUGGGCCUCCUGGACCACCUGGACAAGACGGGGCCCCUGGUCUACCAGGCCUCCCGGGUCCUCCUGGACCUCCUGGUCAGCCUGGACUCCGAGGAACCAAGGGCGACAACGGCGAGCUGGGACUCCCAGGAGCGGCGGGGGAGAAGGGUUCUCAAGGUGACCCGGGACAGACGGGGACCCCCGGGCAGACCGGACUGGCGGGGCUCCCCGGUCCCAUGGGGCCAGUUGGACCUCCGGGGCCGCCCGGACCACCAGGACCACCGUACGGCUCCAGCUUUGGUGGCCUUGACAGAUUUGAAGAUGGGAACGGCCUGCCGGGACAGAGAGGCCUACCUGGACCACAGGGUCCAGCUGGUAUCCCCGGACUUCCUGGUAAACCAGGUUUCCCGGGUGUCUCUGGGAGCAAAGGAGCAGAGGGACCUCGAGGACCUCCUGGGAUACCGGGUCUGGACGGAUUCACCGGACAGCCGGGCGAGAAAGGAGACAGAGGAGAGAAAGGACAGAUGGGUCUGCCGGGUCGAGACGGAGGGCCGCCCGGCCCCCCAGGGCCCCCGGGGCCACCCGGUGAGGUGGUGUACCAGCCGACAGGAGACUAUAACGAGGUGUAUUGGAGCGAAGGGUUGGAGGGAGGACCGGGCGUUCCGGGCAGGGCGGGACUCCCCGGCCCUGCAGGGUCCAAGGGAGAUAAAGGAGACACAGGUCUACCAGGUUAUGCCUCCAAGGGACAAAAAGGAGAGCCGGGCAUCAUCACGGGGCCUGAUGGGAGACCUCUGUACCUGGGUGGCCUGGCAGGACUGCCGGGUGAGCCUGGGGGUCCAGGUCCAGAGGGUCCUGUGGGUCCUGAUGGUCCUCCGGGACAGAAGGGAGAGAUUGGCUUCCCCGGCAGACCAGGUCGACCUGGACUGAAUGGAGUCAGGGGAGAGAAGGGGGACUCUGGAGGUGGAUCUGGAUUUGGGUACCCUGGUCCUCCAGGCCCCCCGGGGCCCCCCGGACCUCCUGGACCGGCUUAUCCCCUGGGUGGAGCUCGAGGGUCCGAGGACGACUCCAGGUGGUAUUCCGCGAAGGGAGAGAAAGGAGAGCCCGGACUGCCCGGAACCUCACACCUCUCAGGAUACGGCUCGGUGGACCUUUACACACUGAAGAAUGAACUCCGAGGUGAAAUCGGUGUGAAAGGAGAGAAAGGAGAGCCUGGCGGUGGAGGGUACUAUGACCCUCGCUAUGGAGGAGGACCAGGAAACCCCGGACCUCCCGGACCUCCUGGAGAAUCCAUUGUGGGACCCCCGGGUCCUCAGGGGCCGCCGGGACCUCCAGGCAGAGGAUACGAUGGUCAACCAGGACCACCAGGCCCACCUGGACCCCCUGGUUCAUCCCUAUCUGGACCCUACAGAGGCACUCAGACCAUCAACAUCCCAGGACCUCCAGGACCACCGGGAGCUCCAGGACUGCCGGGUCACUCGUCAGGAGUGACUGUGUUGAGGACUUAUGACACCAUGACCGCAACAGCCAGGGGCCAGCCUGAAGGCUCGCUGGUCUACGUCCUGGACCAGACCGACCUGUACCUCCGGGUUCGAGACGGAGUCCGACAAGUCCAGUUGGGUAGCUACAUCCCCCUGCCCAGAUACGACGAGAAUGAGGUUGCGGCUGUGGAGCCCCCGCCGGCCGUGCCUUUCUCUCCAGACCAGCACUCCAACACUGGCACCUUCAGCCACAACUCCCAAAGUCCCCCUGAGAACCCAGAGCCUCAGCCACAGCCGGACCACACUCACAACGCCUAUCCCGAUCCUCGAUACCAACCGGACACCCGGUACUAUCCAGAGACUCCGUACCAGCCCGAUCCUCGGUAUCAGCCCGAUCCUCGGUAUCAGCCCGAUCCUCGGUACCAGCCCGAUCCAAGGUACCCGGCUCCGACAGACCCCAGGUACCCCAGUUACGCUGAUCGAACGAACCAACCAGACGGGAGGUCACCGUACCAGGACGGGCGCUAUGCAGUGACCCCUCAGAGGAGACUACCACCCCCUGUGCCCCAGACCCCGGCCCACCGUCACACUUCAGGACCAGGGCUUCACCUGAUCGCCCUGAACAGCCCUCAGAGCGGUGCCAUGCGCGGGAUCCGCGGCGCCGACUUCAUGUGCUUCACGCAGGCUCAGGCCAUCGGCAUGCACGGCACCUUCAGGGCCUUCCUGUCCGCCAAGCUGCAGGACCUCCACAGCAUCGUCCGCAAACUGGACCGCGAGCGCAUGCCCAUCCUCAAUCUCAAGGAUGAGGUUCUGUUCGACAGCUGGGAGUCCAUCUUUAACCAGGGCAGGAUGAAGCCCAGCGUGCCGCUCUACUCCUUCGAUGGAAAGGAUGUUCUCAACGACGGCACAUGGCCCGAGAAGAUGAUGUGGCACGGUUCAACCAGCGAAGGUCAGCGUCACGAGGACGGGUUCUGUGAGACGUGGCGUGUCGGCGAGUCCACGUUGAGUGGAAUGGCGUCGUCACUGCAGAGCGGCAGCCUGUUGCAGCAGAGCUCCAGCAGCUGCUCCAGCACCUACGUGGUGCUGUGCAUCGAGAACAGCUAUGUAGGCCAAGCCAAGAGAUAGACACACACACCACACACAAACUACUUUUGGUGCUUUGUAUAUAAGAUUUCCUCAUGAAUAUCAGUAUAUGUUUGCUAGCCACUCCCAUAUGGUGCUACACACAAUUAUCCCUCAUGUUCACCUUCAGUUUGAGCUCAGGUGACCUCAUGUCUGCCAUAUUGGACGUCAUGGGAGCCAUAUUGGACGUCCGCCCUGACCUCAUGAGGUGUCCGAAGGCAUAGCUCUGUCCUGCUUUCUGUUUGGGACUCGUUAGCUUGCAUUGCUAAUUCACAGCUGAAGAAGCCCAGUUUGUGUUAGCUUGAAGUUUAAGCUCAGAAACAUUGUGAGUUAUCAAAAGUAACCAGAACACAGGUUCUGGGUCAAAGGUGCCCAAACUGUGGCCCACAGGCCGCAUUAAUCAAUGAUACUUCUGAGUCUUAAAAGCAGAUGGAGCUAGCGUCUUGAACAUGUUUAGCUUCACAACAAAACCAGGUUAGUCAGGAGUCUAAUCGUUAAAACAUGAAAACCUGCAACAUUUGAAGAUGGAUUGUUGCUAAAUCUGUGAAGAGAUUAAUAGACUGAAAAAAAGAGAAUAUAUAACCAGUUGUAUCCCUUUCAGACUCGUCAUUUCAAGAAAAAUGAUGUGAAACAAAAACUGAUUUUAGAUUAAAAUGUCUGAUAUUCGCCCAGAUAGGCUUUGUUCCAGUGGGAAGUGGAAGCGUUCCACCUACUCUUUGACUGUUUUAUGAACUCACACUAAAAAGACUGUUUGCUACAGUUUCAGCUGCAGUUCGCAGGAAAGAAACUCUUCUGUUUUUUCACUUUAAGUUCAUCCAUGAAGACCAGACUGAACUCUAUCAUCCACUUCAAGUUUCCAUUAGCCUCGAGGCUAGCUCCUUUACCUUUAAGGCUAACUGGUUUAGCUGACUCUUUUAGCUUGAAUGCCCUCCUUCUGACCGACAAGGCUACUUCCUUUGGCUUCGAAGCGAACUGAUUCAAGACUAAACCCUUUACCUUGAAGGCUAACGCCUUUAGCUUCUAAAGUAACUCUUUUAAGGCUAACGAGUGUAGCUUUGACGCUAACUCCUUUAGCUGUCUGACUCAGAAGAUUUCAUUUUAGUUAUUGCUGCUGAAACUAAACAUUCACUCUUUUGUCUGCACUGAUCCCUAAUUACUCUAAAUACUACUGCAUUUCUCCCAAUGUAUUGAUUUCACAACACCAUAAUCCUGUUUUGACCUUUUUUUGAAAAACAUCUUUUUGCAUUGUCCUAACGACCUUCACAUUUUUACUGUUUCUUACUUUUACCUCAUAUUAUGGUCCAUUUUCUUAACAUCGUUGCAUUUUGUUUGGCAUUUUAUAUCCAAUUUUGUUCUGUUGUAACCACUUUUUUGUUAUUUUUAGAAUUUUAACACUAUUUUCUACUUUUUUUUCUUCACUUUGAUGUUUAUUAAGAAGAUAAGUCUUUUAUUAUUAACUGUUUUGAUAACAUUUAGUUAUUUUGCAUCCCAUUUUCAGGAAAUGAAAGCAUAUUUUCAUUUGAAAUUUUCAGAUGAUAAAAAAACAGUCACACCCGAUCGCUUCAACAUUGACUCACCCCCUGAUGCACACAGCUGGUAUUUGUUAUAAUUAGUGCACUGCAUCUUUAAAUAAUUGUCAUUUCUGCAUAGUGACCAACAUCUGAUGCUCAUAUUCUUUUGUUAAACUGUUUAAUGUCAUGUUCAAAAACAUAAACCUUGUGAAAAGUAUUUUAUAACUUCACGUCAUCUGCUGCUCAUCUGAUUGAGUGUGUGAUGAAGGAUGACAUGUUCACAUGAUUUUUUUUUUUUUAUGAGCAAACACUAAAGGAAUAUUUAUUAGAAAGUUUUUUUUUUCCUACUUCACCUGACGCCAGCUGCCUUCAGGGGCCCCAAAAUCUGUGUCACGCCCAGUAAAUAAAUAUUGUGUGGA